UUAAGAAUAUUAAUUUAUAUAUAUAAUUCAAGCAAUAUAAACAAUUAUUAACUUAUGAACGAAUAGCUUAAGAGAUCAGCUUCUUAGGUAAAUUAAAGUAGCACUAGAGGUAAUUAGACUCUUUUAAUAAAGCCUCCUACAAGCCCGUUUAUAGAUAACGUUAAAAAGGAGCGCUUAUAUUCUCCUCCUAUAUAGCAUAGGAGAGCUAUUUAGCCAUCAUCUUCAAGUGCUAUUUCUUCAUCAUUCACAUCUUUAUCGUCACUAAAUGUAUAAGAAUCUAUUCAUACAUUACUUCCUAAGCCUCCUCUUUCUGUGACAAACAGGCAGAGUCCAAGUUUAUUGUAAGCUAAUCCGACAUUAGUUUCAGCUGACUUUUCAAGAGGCAACAUAGUUUAAUAAAUCCAUUAAAAGCUAAUUCAAUAGAGAAGCUUACCUAUUUAGGAGAGGGGAGCUAACAUAAGUUAUAAUGGCACAGCUAACCAUGAGUAGUAAGGAAAUUUAAAGUUAGUAAACAAUAUCAGAAAUUCUUCUCCUAUGCUAGCGAGAAGGAAUAUAAAUUUAUCAAAUAGCAUGAACAAUAACAAUAGUGGUAAUAAAUUAAGUAAUAGCGCAAGUCAUAAUAAUAGUAUUGAUGUAGUUGUCAACAAUCCUCAAGAAAAUAUGCAGCAAGAUAUUGUUCUUUCAAAUGAAAAAGAAUAUUUAAAAAGUUAGCUUCGAUAGAUAAAUGAAAAAUAAAUAUUUUUGACUACUUCACCUUUACCUGUUUAGCAAUCCUCUUAGGGAAAUUACGUAGUUAGUCCACCUCAAUCUAUUAGAAUCACUACGAAAUCAGAUGUUUAAUAAUUUAAUUCACCCAUAUCUCCUUAAUAUAACGGAAUAUAAUAAACAACUCUCAUGACUUCACCAACAUAAACUGUGUACUCUCCAUUAUAAGUAUAGAAUUCAUAAAUAAGUUCUUAGAAAUUUAUUCCUUCAGCUUAUCAGUAAACUGCUACGUUUGUGAAACAAAAUAUUACAAAUAGAACUAUUCAAGAGAAUUAAAUAAACUAAGGUUCUUAAGUAGUAAAAAAGCAAACUGCAAAUCUCUCAGAAUCAGCUUUAAAGCUUCUUGAUACAUACCAAAAAUAAAAAGAUAUAUUGUUUGAGAAUAAUUUAAACCAAUAACCAGCACAAAUAAGCAAUAACACUAGUAAAUAUUAAAAUGAUGUUAUUGGCGGAAACUCAAUUUCUUAGUCAAUUAAAAGUAUUUCCUAAACCAAUUACAGGCCAGCUUUAUCUACUCCUAAUAUUAUUUAUCCAUAAUAGUAAACAAAAAUAUAAUAUCCUUCUAUCCCUAAUCAGUAAAAUAUUAGUAGACCUGUUACUUCUUUAGUUGAAACCUAGCUUAAUAUAUAGAAACCAGAAAAUAUGCAGCCGCCUCUUGAAAAAUAGAGAAGCUGCUCAUAAAAAAAUGGUUUAAAUUAACAAACAAAUAGUUAAGUUAAUGCAAUUAAUUACUCUUCAAUAACUUCUCAAUUAGCUCCGGGGAGCUGUGCCUUAACAAAAAUUAUUUCAAGGCCUGUGACAACCAAAGAAGAAAAAGAUUUAAUUGAAGAAUACAAACUCAAAAAUAAUCAAAGAAGAAACUCAUUUUCCUCCUCUGGUAAAUCUAAUACUAAUUAGCUCCCCACAGUUUAAGAAGCUGCACUUGAGCAGUCUAUGAGAUUAUCUAGUCUUCUUGUAAAUACAUCCGUUUUUAAUUAAGCAAAAAAUAGUGCAAGUUAAUCAAGAGAAAAUUCAGUUGAGUCAAAUUCCUUUCAAUAAAAUGAUGUAUUAGCAUAAAAUAAAUAAACUUUUUAGGAUAAUACAAGAAAAGUAUCUCCUUAAUCAAAUAGUGAGUCUUAUUAGCAUUAAUAAUCGUCAUGGGGUAACAGCUUAAAUGGUUUCAGAGAAUUUGGAAAUCAAAAUUAAAUUAUGGUUUAUGAAGAUUUCGAUGCAGAGAAGGAAAGCAUUGCUUUAAAUGAAGAUUUAGCAGUAUAAACUGAUUUUUGUUAAGAAUAGUAUGAAGUUACCAAAGAAAUAAUUAAAACAUGCAGAGAUGAAGAAUAAAGAGAAGUAAUCAAAUCAGCAUAGACUAACUAUGUAGAAGAGAGUGAUCACAAUAAUUAAUUAAGCAAUAAUAUUGAUCAGACAAAAUAAUUAGAGUAAGAGAUUCCAACAAAAGAUGAAAUAAUUGAAGAGGACAUCAAUUAAUUUAAAAAAGAUUAUUAAAAUUAGAAAAAAGAAAGCAAAUACAAAGAUGCUCAAACUAGUCCAAUUAGAACAAUCAAAGCCAAAUACUCCUCUCAAGAACUAAACAGCUUAAUAACUGAUACAAAUCUGUUUGAAUCUAAAACUUUAGUUGAAUCAUAGUUUGUAAUCACAGAAAGUAGUACAGUUUAAAAUACUUAGUAAAAUAUAAGUGAUAGCAAUAAAAACGGAGUUAAGUUAAAUACCCGCCAUUCUGAUAGAAUAGCCCCCAGAAACAAAGAUUUAAAAUAAGAAAUAGUGGAUGAAGAUUACAUGAAAAUCAGAAAAAAAGAAAUAUAUCAAUAAAUAAAAGAGAAAAAACUUAACAAAAAAAGUAAUAGCGGAACUACAAAGACUCCUAGAGGUAAUAGCAAUGCUAGAUAGUAGAAGCCCUCAACACCAAACAAUAAAUAAACUGCUAACUUACAAAUUACAGAAAAAAUUAUUGCAUAAAAUUAAUCACCAUAAACAAAAAGGGAAUCAAGAAUUUCUUUAGACAGUCUAAAUUUGAAUAUGAAUAAUAAUAAUACUUAACAAAAUUAAUUGAAAUAAAGCAAAAAUUCAUUUGAUGUCAGUGUUUCAGAUUCACAAACACAAAGUAUUACUUCAGUUUAAUAAUUAGCUCUUUAGAAAAGAGAUGAAAUUCUUGAUAAAAUAAAGCACAUUGACGAAUAAAUAAUUAAACAUUAAAAAAUUCAAAACAUGUAAAAAGAUGAUGAUAUUUCGCAACUCAAAUAAUAGAACAAAAUGAUUAUCGCAAACAGCAAUUUAGAUAGCAAUAUUAAUAAUGCUUAAUCUAAUAUAUAAAAUAGGAGUAGCCACAUCUCAUAAAGGUCUAAUGUUGAUGACACACCCAUUAAAAAAAUUUAGCAAAAUAGCUUUCAGUUAUAACCAUCAUCAGAUAAUAAUAUUUAAUUACCGAUAUCUUAAUAGCCUAUUAUAAAUAAAAAUGAGAAAUAACAAAUCAAGAGAUCAGAAUCUAAUACUUCAAUAAGGAGAUAGGGAUCUAAUAAAAAAAUAGAGGGAUUUGUUAUACAAAGUAAUGAGGUUUCUCUAUAAUAAUGCAAUAUGUCUAAUCCUAAUACAAGUGUUAGUACUACAGCUUAGGUAACUGCAAAAAAUACACAAUCUCAGAACUACUUGAAUAUUGGAACUAAUAAAUUUUUGAAUCAUUUCAAAGACUCUUUUGUUAAUAAAAAUUCAAAAAUAUCUGAUUUCUCAAAUGAUAUUACUUAAGCCUAGAAAUAAUUAAUGAAUAAGGGAUAUAACAAAAAUUAUAAAUAAUACACAAGUGCUGUCAGCUAGCCAACAAGUAGCCGUUCAACAAAUAACAUAAAAAAGAAAGAUUUGAAGAUAUCAAAUUUUUUGGAUAAAAGUUAAGAGAGCAGAUAAACUUGCUAAAGCAGUACAACUGCAAAUAAAAAUAAGCACUUGAAAUACGAUUUUUUGUAGAAAAAACAAGAGGGAGAGUCAAUAAUUGAUCUUUCAAAGUCAAAAAAUAGUCUCAACUUCAACAAUACUAAAGAAAAUUUAGUAAAUGAACCUUUAGGUGUUAUCAAUCUUUUUGAAAUUAAAAAUAAAAAAAGAGAUAGUAGUAUUCUAAAUAAACAUUAAUAAAGAGAUGAUGUUAUUUAUAGUUAAUCCCCAACAUAAAAUCACUAUUUUAGAGUAGCAGAUAAAUUGAAAGAAUAUGAAACCAAAGAAUUUACAUUAGAUAGUAAAAAAUAUAAUACAUAAUCAAGAAAUAGAGAUUAAUAGAGCAAUACAAAAGGAAUAAGCAUGGCAGAUUAUUCUGCAACUGACUAUGAAAGUAAAUAGAGUGCUAAAUUUAAUUCUGUACUUCAAGACAUGAGUAACUUUCAUUCUGAUUCUAAAAACAUCGGGUUUACGUUGAUACCUCCAACAUAAGAAUUGGAUUUAGAAGCAGAGCACAACAAAAGAUUAAUGAAAUAAAAUAAAAUAUAAGAGUACAACAACAAUCCCUAUCUUCUCAAAAAAGAAGAAGAAGUAAGCUUUUAGGAAGGAAAAUAGAAUGUUUAAAUAAAAGGAAAUAAAUACCAAUUUAGCUUUGAGAAUAAUUUUGACCAAGAAGACAAAAUUCCAAGCUGCUCAUUUGCAUCGAAAAAUUAUGAAGGUAAUGGAUUUGCUUAUGAUUUUUCUCCAAUACCAGCUAAAAACAAAGUAGACGAUAAUCUCAGCGAAAUUUCUCAUAACUACCUCCAAGAACAAUAAGAAUAGCUUACCUAGAUGCAAGCAAAAUAAUUUAACCGACUUGAGAAAUUAGAGGAAAAGCUUGCAAAAAAGAAAUAGUAGUAGAACUAUUGA
This is a messenger RNA of Tetrahymena thermophila SB210, 4593 nucleotides long. RefSeq lists its product as hypothetical. Lineage: Eukaryota; Ciliophora; Oligohymenophorea; Hymenostomatida; Tetrahymenidae. The transcript has 7 exons. The record is from RefSeq and is a predicted model, not a curated record.